Messenger RNA from Gavialis gangeticus (Gharial), 1513 nucleotides. RefSeq names its product mucin-5B-like. Bases 36 to 566 code for a protein of 176 amino acids. NCBI's taxonomy places the organism in Eukaryota, Metazoa, Chordata, Crocodylia, Gavialidae. The transcript is spliced from 5 exons. Gene Ontology annotation, cellular component: extracellular matrix. The record is from RefSeq and is a predicted model, not a curated record.
GCUGUGUACUCAAUGGAAAUGUCUACUCAGCUGGAAUGUCCUGGUACUUUCCUGAUAGUAACUGUACCUCCUAUGAAUGUAAAGAAAACAAUGGUCACUAUGUCAUUGUCACAAGAAAUAAAUCUUGCGUUGCCUUGAAUCCUGAAGACUGUGGACCAGAGGGAGUCAAAUUGUCUGAGGAUGGCUGCUGUAAAGUAUGCGCAACACCACCCAAAGGUUGCAAGCUACAGAAUACCACUACCAUCAUCAACCAGAGUGAAUGCACAGCUACUGUACCUAUUGAGCUAACAUACUGUGAAGGAAACUGCCCUGCUUCUUCAAUAUAUUCUGCUGAGGCGAACAUGAUGGAACAUACAUGCAAGUGUUGUCAGGAAGUCAAGACAAGCAAAAAACAUGUGACCCUGCAGUGCCGUAAUGGAACCAGCAUCGACUACUCGUACAUCCAUGUGGAUGAGUGUGGAUGUGUGGGCUCCCAGUGCAUCCCACAAAGCAGUCAUACCAUCCCAGCACAGGUACAAGAACAGCAGCAACAGGAACAGAUCCGGCAGCAACAAUGGCAAGGCUAAAACCAAGAAACAGAUGAAAGAACCAAAGCCAGGAAGAGCAGAAUAUAGACUGAAAUAAAUCUUCUCUAAAGCAGCUAAAAUUUUGGUCAUACAGAUAAAGUUCUCUCUAUAUAUGCUAAACAUUUCUGUUUCCUAAUUAUUUCAGCUUCCACUAACAAUUCAUCUCAUUGCUUUGAGAAUCUUUUCCUUGCAACUUGAGAGGUUCUAAGAUAAGGAAAUCUUGAGGUUUGUUUUUUUCUGAGUGAUGCUGUACAAUAAGACCGAUACUUUUCCUUUGAUGCAGUGAAAUCAAGUUAAAUUUUACUGUAACUAUUUUCACAGCUCUUAUAGAAAACCUUUGCCACAAGCAGUAGUCUCUUUUUUUUGGCUUUAUUUUUCUUUACUGUGACUGUGCAAGUCCAAGCAUAAAAUAAACAUCACUGUGUAGUUAAUGAAGUUUCACUAGCCACAGUCAUUACAGUGUGUUCCAUACCAACUUAAAAACAUUUAAUCAUUUCGCUGAAGUAAACUUACUACUGUUAAACCUGCUUUCAUCCCAGCAAUGUCAGCAAUCUACACCAGAAAAAAUACAAACUUUAUUUUCCUCCCUUUUUUUAUGUGAAAGAAUGUACACGGUAGAAACUGCAUCAUCUUAAACCUUCAAACUUUCAAGAUUGUGGGUGAUUUGUAAUGGGUAGUUUUCCAUCAAUAUUCUUGUGGAAAGAAAGAAAGAAAGAAAGAAAGAAAGAAAGAAAUCCUACCAUGCAAAGCUGCUGCAGAAUAUUCUCUGUUUACAUGAAAUUAUCAGCAUAGUAAUGAUAUGAAAAUUUGAACAUUUUUAUUACAAGUUCUUGGUUAACUGUUUACAAGAGAAGUAUAUAUAUUUUUGUCAAAAGGGGCAUAUGAAGGAUUUUUUAACAAAAGUAAUUAUAUUAAUAUAAAUUCUUUCCAAGGAAGCUGAGUUUUUU